AUGGAGAAUUCAUCUAUAGUGACUAAAUUCAUCCUUCUUGGAAUGACAGACAACCCACAGCUUGCGGUUCUGCUAUUUGGAGUUUUCUUUGUUGUUUAUAUCAUCACUGUGUUGGGGAACCUAGGCCUGGUAGUCUUGAUAAUAAUCAGCUCCCGCCUCCAUACUCCCAUGUAUUUUUUUCUCUCUAAUCUGUCCUUCCUUGAUGUUUGUUUGUCAUCCACCACAACCCCAAAGACUUUAACAAAUUUAUUAACUCAGCUGCAUGAGGUUUCUUUCCUUGGAUGCGUGACUCAGAUGGGCAUUUUUAUAAUAUUUGCCUCUGCUGAAUGUAAUAUUUUGGCUUCCAUGGCCUAUGACCGCUAUACUGCCAUCUGUCACCCACUAUUCUACCACCUUACCAUGUCGAGAGGUCGUUGUCUCUUCUUGGUAGCAGGAUGCUACCUUGGCGGCUUAGUUAACACAGUUGCUGUAACAACUUCUGUCACACAACUAUCAUUUUGUCAACCACAUAUCCUCCCACACUUCUUUUGUGACAUCCCUCCACUGUUGGCUCUGUCUUGCUCAGAUCCCUGGGUUACUCAGAUGUUGGUUGUUAUCUGUGGAGGAUUCACGCUGGUCACCUCCAUUGUGGUGAUCCUUGUCUCCUACAUGUCUAUACUCAUGACUAUCCUGGGAAUUCCUUCAGCUUCUGGAAAACAGAAAGCCUUCUCCACUUGUGCUUCCCACUUCACUGCUGUUGGUCUCUACUAUGGAACAACUAUGUACACUUACUUGCAGCCCUCUCAAUAUGCAUCCUUGUCAGGAAAUCAGCUGGUCUCAAUAUUUUAUACAAUGGUGAUCCCCAUGUUAAAUCCUCUCAUCUACAGUUUGAGAAAUCAGGAAGUGAAAAUUGCCCUACAGAAAAUACUGAGGCACAGUCUCUAA
Marmota flaviventris (yellow-bellied marmot) is the source of this 924-nucleotide messenger RNA. RefSeq names its product olfactory receptor 5AR1-like. Gene Ontology annotation, molecular function: olfactory receptor activity; G protein-coupled receptor activity. Gene Ontology annotation, biological process: G protein-coupled receptor signaling pathway. NCBI's taxonomy places the organism in Eukaryota, Metazoa, Chordata, Mammalia, Rodentia, Sciuridae. The record is from RefSeq and is a predicted model, not a curated record. Gene Ontology annotation, cellular component: membrane.